AUGAAUGGAGAAGUUAAAGCUGCAAAUAAGAAUAUCAAGAGGAUUUUGAGGAAGAUAGUGGACGGUAAUAGAGAAUGGCAUGAGAAUUUGCCAUAUGCUUUACUCGAAUAUCGCACCAUAAUUAGAACUUCUACUGGGGAAACUCCCUACAUAUUGGUUUACGGGUUAGAAGAAGUGAUACCGGCAGAGGUGGAAAUACCUUUAUUAAGAGUCAUUCAAAAGGUUGGUCUAGACGACGCUCAAUGGAUUUGUAGAAGGAUUGAGCAAUUGAUGCUCAUUUAUGAGAAGAGAUUGGAUGCAGUCUAUCAUGGUCAACUCUAUCAAAAUAGAAUGAUCAAGGCAUUCAACAAGAAAGUUAAGCCUCGACGAUUCACACCAGGACAGUUGGUAUUGAAGAAGAUAUUCCUUCACCAAGAUGAAGCCAAACGUGAACAGAGAAGAGAGAUCAGCAAAAAGGUUGAGAUAUUAAGAUCGUUUAAUCUGUUCACUAACUCAGGCAAAGGUUUUAAUAAGUUGCUAUUGGCGGAAGUUUUCUAG
Messenger RNA from Capsicum annuum, 537 nucleotides. RefSeq lists its product as uncharacterized. Bases 1 to 537 code for a protein of 178 amino acids. The transcript has 3 exons. The record is from RefSeq and is a predicted model, not a curated record. Lineage: Eukaryota; Viridiplantae; Streptophyta; Magnoliopsida; Solanales; Solanaceae. Gene Ontology annotation, molecular function: nucleic acid binding.